This is a messenger RNA of Stegastes partitus (bicolor damselfish), 1987 nucleotides long. RefSeq names its product cyclic AMP-dependent transcription factor ATF-4-like. The record is from RefSeq and is a predicted model, not a curated record. The coding region runs from base 286 to 1605 and encodes 439 amino acids. Gene Ontology annotation, cellular component: ATF1-ATF4 transcription factor complex; ATF4-CREB1 transcription factor complex; nucleus. Gene Ontology annotation, biological process: regulation of transcription by RNA polymerase II. Gene Ontology annotation, molecular function: DNA-binding transcription activator activity, RNA polymerase II-specific; RNA polymerase II transcription regulatory region sequence-specific DNA binding. NCBI's taxonomy places the organism in Eukaryota, Metazoa, Chordata, Actinopteri, Pomacentridae. The transcript has 3 exons.
AUUACGACCGCGCUCGAUCGUCGCCAUUUACCCUCUCCAGAAACGGCAAAUAAAAUAGUCAUUGUGGGAUACCGCUAUAUUGACCGAAAUGGCAGUGUGAAAGUGUGCAGCGACCCAGCAGCAACCAACAAACAGUGCAUCCAGUCAGUGCACUGAUUCACUUCUAAUUCAGCAAAAUGUCGUCCUACAUGGAAACCCUCAACACUGCUGCAUUUGACAGCAUAAAAGAGUUUGACGCUACCCUAGCAUCGUCACGUGCUCCGUUUGUGACCAACAACAGCCACUAUGACCACAAUGAAGACCAACUCACAGUUUGGCCUGGAAGACAUGGAGGCCCUUCUCUGGGUGCCUUCCUCUCCCAUGGCUGAUGCCAUGGACUCACUAUUUUAUCACCCUGACAAAGAAAAACAACAGGAAAGAGGAGGAACCUUACUGGAGGGGGACACUUCACCAGGGUCACCCCACCCCUUUUCACCACUGUCUUCUUCUACCUCUCCUGCUCCCUUCUACUCUCCCCCAUCCUCACCUCCAACCAUCCUCCUCAAUGGGGACAAAGUGGGGACUGAGUCUAACCUGUUCUCCCUCCCUUGGUUGGACCACCCUGUCCAGCAGAGAUGUAGCCAGAUGCUCUUCGGUGAUGGCGAAGGCAAGAAUGCACUCAGUGACCUGGACUGGAUGGCUGAGAGAAUGGAUCUUAGUGAGUUUGACCUGGGCUCUCUGAUUAGCUCCUGCAGUCCUGCUGAAGAGUCUCCCGGCUCUCCAGAAGAUCUUCUGGCCUCCCUUAAUUGCCCCAUGGAGCUUGACUGUCUCACUCUGCCAACUCUCACAACUCCUCUGCUCUCAAGUCUUCCCUCUAAUUGUCUUUCAAGUAUACCUCCCCCUCUCCUUCCCACUGUGUGUUCAGAUCCUUCUAUCAGUACAGUGGAGGUCCCUUCCUCUGCACUGCGUGUUCUAGAGCCAAAAGAGGAGCUGGAGAUCAAAUCUGAGCCUGCAUCCCCAGACUCUUCCUCCCCAGUGGUUGAUUUUCCUUCCUUCCCAGCCUUUACUCUGGACCUAGGCAGUGAAGUAGAUGUCUCAGAGAGUGAGGCAAAGCCAGUGAUGACCGCUGUGGUCCCUCAAGUCCCAAAGCUUGUACUCUCCCUUUCACCAACUCGCAUAGUCCUUGUGCUGACCCCCAAAAAGGAUGAUAGGAUGACAUCAGAGGUCAUUCAUUGCUCCCCACCAGCCUCCCCUCCACAAAAGUCCCCCAGAAGCAGGUCAUACCCUGUGCAGAAGUACAAAUCCAAUCCACCCUCAAUUCGUGCGACCAAUUUCAAAGUCAAGACCUUCCAGGAUGCAGGUGGAACUGAAAGAGUUUCGAAGGUGCCAAGACAAGAAAAGAAACAAAAGAAGAUGGAGCAGAAUAAAACAGCUGCAGUACGUUACAGGCAGAAGAAGAGAGCUGAGCAGGAUGCACUUACUUCAGAGUGUGCACUGCUGGAGAGGAGGAACAUGGAACUUACUGAGAAGGCUGUGUCUAUGGCUCGGGAAAUUGAGUAUCUCAAAGAGUUGAUGGAGGAGGUCCGCUCAGCCAUUCUCAAAAAGGGUAUUGGUGCUGACCCCUAGUGGUUGGGCAUGGCUAUAACUGAUGAUGUGUAAAAAGUGAUUUACAAUGAAAAAAAAAGUACAUUUUAUUUCAGGAUCACAUUGCGCAUACUGCAUGUCUUGGAUGCAUAGUGAAGUAAAACUUGUUUGUCAGAAUGAAAUCUUAUGUAUUCAAAAGUGGUAUUAAAUAUAGCAUACUUUAGUCAUGUCGUGGUAGAUCUUAGCUAUUUUCCAUGCUUUAUAGAAACUUGUGCAAUGUCUCUUGUAUGUAUUUUUUCCCCUUUAACCAAACUUCAGUAAUUUGCAAGCUGGAUGUCAUUUUAUAGGUCUGAGUCUACAUUAUAGCAUAACUGGACAGUCUGUAAUACUAUUCUCCUAAUAAAGAGUGUGAGGCCUAAUUGUA